AGUAAACACAUAUUUUACUCUUAAUUUCCGUUGUUACUCAAAUUUCAUAUUUCACAUUUUUUAUAUUUCCUUGGCAGAUCUCAGUUUGUGUUUUUGUGACAAAGAUCUCAAUUUAUUUGUUCUUACAUUUUCAGUGAGACUCUCAGGAUUUGACUACAAUAUCAUGGCAGAGCUGAUUGCUGGAGCAUUUCUUUCGUCAUUCUUUCAAGUCACUCUUGAUAGGAUUGCCUCAAGAGAUUUCAAAGACCUCUUCAAUAAAAAGUUGAUUAACAAACUUGAAAUCACACUGAAUUCUAUCAAUCAAUUGUUGGAUGAUGCAGAGACAAAGAAGUACCAGAACCAAAAUGUUAAGAAUUGGCUCGAUCGUCUUAAACACAAGCUGUAUGAAGUAGAUCAGUUGUUAGAUGAGUUUGAUACACAUGUACAACGAAAGAGCAAGGUUCAACACUUCAUUUCAGCUUUCACUAAUCGAUUUGAAUCUAGGAUCAAGGAUUUGCUAGACAAUCUAAACACUCUUGCAGAGCAAAAGGAUGUGUUCAGAUUGACAGAAAGAAGUUAUGAAAGUGCAGUUAGCCUGCAAUCCUCAAAAAGAUCUCCAACUGCAUCUUUGGUGGAUGAAUCUUGCAUAUAUGGUAGAGAAGGUGACAAAGAAGAAAUAAUCAACUAUUUGCUGUCAGACAAGGACAACAACAACCAGGUAUCAAUAAUCAGCAUAGUCGGUAUGGGUGGGAUGGGAAAAACCACCCUUGCUCAACUUGUCUACAACGACCAGAGGAUGGAGAAGCAUUUUGAACUUAAAGCUUGGGUCCAUGUCUCAAAAUCUUUUGAUGUUGUUGGACUCACCAAAACAAUUCUCAGGUCAUUCCAUUCUCCUGCAGACGGUGAAGACUUUGAUCCACUCAUUUGUCAACUACAAAAGACACUAACUGGAAAGAAAUGUUUGCUUGUUCUAGAUGAUGUGUGGAAUGGGAAUAAGGAAUGUUUGGAGCGAUUACUACUUUCUUUUAACCCUGGAUUUUCAGGAAGUAAGAUUAUUGUGACAACACGUGACAAACAUGUUGCAUUUGUCAUGAAAUCUGACCAUCAACUUCCUUUAAAAAAAUUGGAGAAGAAAGAUUGUUGGAGUAUAUUUGUGAAACACGCUUUUCAAGGAAAAAAUGUGUUUGAAUAUCCAAAUCAUGAAUCGAUUGGCAAGAAGAUUGUAGAGAAAUGUGGAGGGUUGCCUCUAGCUGUGAAAACAUUGGGGAAACUCCUGCAAAGAAAAUUUUCUCAAGCUGAAUGGUCUAAGAUAUUGGAGACCAAUAUGUGGCAUGUACGGGAGGAUGGUGAUGAAAUUAACUCAGUAUUGAGAUUGAGUUACCACAAUCUCCCUUCCAAUCUAAAGCGUUGUUUUGCCUAUUGUUCAAUAUUUCCCAAGGGUUAUGAAUUUGAAAAAGAUGAAUUGAUCAAGCUUUGGAUGGCAGAAGGUUUGCUGAAAUGUUGCGGAAGAGACAAAAGUGAAGAAGAGUUGGGUAAUGAGUUCUUGGAUGAUCUAGAGUCCAUUUCAUUUUUUCAAGAACCACUAUAUUCAUGGGGUGAUAAAAGUUUCGUCAUGCAUGAUCUUGUCAAUGAUUUGGCAAAAUCAGAGUCCCAUGAGUUUUGCUUACAAAUUGAGGGUGAUAGUGUACAAAAUAUAUCUGAAAGAACACGACAUGUUUGCUGCUAUCUUGAUUUGAAAGAUGGUGCGGGAAUAUUGAAUCACAUUUCUAAGAUCAAGGGAUUACGCAGCUUGUUGGUAUUACCACGAGGCUAUGGUAAAGAAUGCUUCAUGAUAAGCAACAAUUUGCAACGUGAUCUAUUUUCGAAACUAAAAUAUUUGCGGAUGUUGUCAUUCUGUGGUUGUAAACUCAGAGAGCUAUCAGGUGAGAUAGGAAAUCUAAAGCUUUUGCGAUAUCUAAACCUGACUGAAUCAUUAAUUGAAAGGUUGCCUGACUCAAUUUGUAAGCUGUACAAAUUAGAGACACUAAUAUUGAAAAGGUGUUUUAAGUUGACUGAACUCCCUUCAGAUUUUUACAAACUUGUGAGUUUACGCCAUCUUAAUCUUGAAGGCUGUAAUAUAAAGAAAAUGCCAAAGCAGAUAGGGAGUCUAAACCAUCUUCAAACACUGAGUCAUUUUGUUGUGGGAGAGGAGAAUGGGUCUAAUAUUCAGCAGUUGGGUAAUCUCAAUUGUCUUCAAGGGAAACUUUGUAUUUCAGGAUUGGAACAUGUCAUUAAUCCCAAAGAUGCCGCAGGAGCAAAUUUGAAAGAUAAGAAACAUGUAGAAGAAUUAAAUAUGGAGUACAGUGACAAUUUCAAAUUCAACAACAAUGGAAGAGAAUCGAAUGUCUUUGAGGCUCUUCAUCCAAAUAGCAACUUGAAGAGGCUUUACAUUGGAAGAUACCAAGGUAAUAACUUUCCGAAUUGGAUAACGGGUUGUCAUUUACCCAACUUAGUAUCUCUUCAACUGAAAGGCUGUGGAUGUUCCCAUAUGCCACCAAUUGAGCAGCUCCCCUCUCUCAAGGAGUUUUCUAUUUCAAACUGCAACGGAAUAAAGAUCAUCACUGAAGAGUUUUAUGGCAAUAGUUCAACAAAUGUUUCGUUCAGGUCCCUUGAAGUUUUGAAAUUUGAGGAGAUGAACAAUUGGGAGGAAUGGUUUUGUCCUGAAGGGUUUCCUUUGCUUAAAGAGAUUUAUAUAUGGAAUUGUCCCAAAUUGAAAAGGGCCUUGCUUCCUCAACACCUUCCUUCUAUACAAAAAUUGAAGAUUUGUGAUUGCAACAAGUUGGAAGCAUCAAUUCCCAAGGGUGAUAGGAUCAUAGAGUUAAAUAUACAGAGAUGUGAUAGAAUUUUGGUAAAUGAAUUGCCGAUCAGCUUGAAAAAGUUAUCCCUUUGGGAAAAUAGGUACACCGAGUUCUCCGUGGGGCAAAAAUUAGUCAACAAUACCAUUCUUGAAGAGUUGAAGUUGGAUUUCAGAGGCUGUGUAAACUGUCCCUCUUUGGAUUUACGUUGCUAUAAUUCUCUUUGGAGACUAUCAAUAAAAGGAUGGCACUCAUCCUCGUUGCCUUUUUCACUACACUUGUUCACCAAACUUCAUUCUCUGUAUCUAUACGAUUGUCCAGAGCUGGAAUGGUUUCAAAUGGGUGGAUUGCCUUCCAACUUGGCCGACCUUUAUAUAGAGAAUUGCCCAAAACUGAUUGCUUCAAGAAAGGAGUGGGGUUUGUUCCAACUCAAUUCCUUGAAGUCAUUCUUCAUCAGUAAUGAGUUUGAAAACGUGGAGUCAUUCCCAGAGAAGAAUCUGCUGCCACCAACUCUUCAAACUCUUUGUAUUAAUGAUUGUUCAAAGCUAAGAAUAAUGAACAACAAGGGUUUUCUCCACCUCAAAUCUCUCAUAGAACUACAUAUUUGGAACUGUCCUAUUCUUGAGCGCUUGCCAGAGGAGGCUCUACCCAACACCCUUACUUCUAUUGAAAUUUCCGAUUGUCCAUUAAUUAAAGGGAAGUAUGAAAAGGAGGGAGGAGAGAAUUGGCAUACAAUUAGUCACAUCCCUCAUGUGACGAUUGACGGAAUUGAGCAGAAAUGAGCUAAAUUACCUGAAGUUGUCUUGGAGUUAUUUGUGUUUGUAUGUUUUGGGACAGUUUGAGUGAUGAUUGUGUUAAGAGUGAGUUAUUUGUCUUUGUAUGUAUGAUUGUUCCAAGUUAAGAAUAAUAAACUACACAGGUUUUCUCCACCUUAAAUUGGAGUGAGAUGUUGCCGCAGGCAUACAUCCUCUUUUUUGCA
Messenger RNA from Medicago truncatula (barrel medic), 3792 nucleotides. Its product is annotated as putative disease resistance protein RGA3. The transcript has 2 exons. Gene Ontology annotation, molecular function: ADP binding. Bases 164 to 3595 code for a protein of 1143 amino acids. The record is from RefSeq and is a predicted model, not a curated record. NCBI's taxonomy places the organism in Eukaryota, Viridiplantae, Streptophyta, Magnoliopsida, Fabales, Fabaceae.